Anopheles merus is the source of this 2431-nucleotide messenger RNA. Its product is annotated as serine/threonine-protein kinase ATM-like. Gene Ontology annotation, molecular function: protein serine/threonine kinase activity; protein binding. The record is from RefSeq and is a predicted model, not a curated record. The coding region runs from base 100 to 2388 and encodes 762 amino acids. Gene Ontology annotation, biological process: DNA repair. The transcript has 5 exons. NCBI's taxonomy places the organism in Eukaryota, Metazoa, Arthropoda, Insecta, Diptera, Culicidae.
AUCCACGAAUCGCGCCUGCGAGGCUUCGUGGACUGUGCGGUACGGAAUGUGGUGCUGAUCGGGAAGCAGGAGCUGCCGGCCAACGUGCAGUCGGUGGUGAUGCUGGAAAAUGCACAGCUCAAUUGGAGUGCCGGCCAGCCGGUGCUGGCGAAGGAGUUGGCGUGGGAAGUAAUGAACAGCGCCAAGUACACUGAUCCGAUGGUGAAGGGAGUGGCGUGUCGCCUUUACGGUGAGUUCCUUGCCGAAGGACACUCGCAGGAGAUCAAGUCGCUAUGCUCGGACUACUUUCAACAAGCGGAAAAAUAUGUCCAGUUUGUGCUGUCGCGACAGGCGGCGGCGACGGCUGCGGGUGGCGAACAGAAAACCUCGCCCGGGAACGUUCCCGCUAACCAUCGUUGCUUCGACGUGGAUCGUAACUUCACCGUGCAGCACACCGUCGCGAAGUACGCGGAUCGUGAAUUUGUGCGGCUCACCAAAUUCAUCCGCUCUCAGGAGUGGGAGGCACGGAAAACGAAUCUCGCCCGCAUGGAGGUCGAGCUGGUCCGCCUGAGGGAGGAAACGCAACGUGCCACCGAUCAGCGGCGCAAAGAUCUUGGCCGUUCGCUUCACUUUAUGCAGAAAAACUUGCAGCGCGACAAGAAAGCGGCCGAAGAGGUGGAACAGAAUCGCUGGGACUACUUGAAUCUGGCACUGUGCUAUUAUCUGAUGUACGCGAAACAGAGCACGAUCGUGAGCGACAUGGUGAUAUUUAGGAUCAUGUCGCUGUGGUUGAACAAUCAGGAAAAUACGAGCGCAAAGGAGUUGAUCGAAGAGUCGCUGCUUACCAUUCCUUCGUACAAGUUUAUUGCCGUUUUACCGCAGCUUACACCGCGCGUCGGGCUGGACAGUGGGGACGGUGCGCUGGUGCAGAAAGCUUUGAUAAGAUGCGCCCUGGACCAUCCCCAUCACACGCUUCCGUUUGUGUUUGCGCAGCUGCAUGCGUAUAAAGAUCAACCGGAUCACGAAACUCCCACCAACGAUAACCGUUUAAUGGGUGUGCGGGAGGUGUACAAAAAGCUGCGCAAAGAACCAACGCUCGAGCAAAUGUUGCACCAAACAGAGAGAAUGAAUCUCGCCCUGAUCGAGCUGGCCAACAAAACGCUCUCCAGCAGUCCCUCCUUCCGGGAGUACACCAUGACGAAACGUGAUCCGCUCGGGCAGCUGGAAAGCUUGGAUCUCAUCCACUGUCCAACGGUGGAGUUGCCCGUCCUAAAAACCGGCAACUAUCGCUCACACAUCGUAGGCAUCAGGCGGUGGGAUGCGAAGGUGAUCGGUGUCGGUGGAAUUAAUGCGCCGAAAAAGCUUGCCUGCCUUUGCCUGAACGGUACGAAACGGACGCAGCUGCUCAAGGGGAAGGAUGAUAUGCGCCAGGAUGCGGUAAUGCAGCAGGUGUUCGGUAUAAUGAACAUACUGCUGCGCCACGAUAAGGAAACGGCGCACCGGAAGCUGUCCGUGCGCACGUACAAGGUGGUACCGCUGUCGAGGCAAAGCGGCAUACUGGAAUGGUGCAACAACACGAUGCCGAUCGGUGCGUGGUUGCUUUCCGGGCAUGCCAAGUAUCGGCCGCAGGACCUGGAACCGACAGCGGCGCGAAAAAGUUUUCCAAUGUAUGUACAAGCUGUUGAGAGCAAGCUGAAAAACUAUGAAGAAAUCUGUGACAAAAUUCGGCCCGUCUUUCGGCACUACUUUCUCGAGCAGUACCUGAAGCCGGGCGUGUGGUUCGAGCGGCAGCAGAACUACAUCAAAAGUGUGGCCGCCAGCUCGAUGAUCGGGUACGUGCUGGGCAUCGGCGAUCGGCACGUGCAGAACAUCCUGAUCGACAAGCUAACAGGGGAGGUGAUCCAUAUUGAUUUUGGCAUAGCGUUCGAGAUGGGGAAAAAUCUGCCCACCCCGGAGACCGUCCCGUUCCGCUUGACGCGUGACAUUGUGGAUGGUAUGGGGAUAAGCGGUGUUGAGGGUGUUUUCCGCAAAUCGUGCGAGAAAACGCUGGAAGUGUUGCGGAACAAUCAGACGGUGAUCCUCGCCAUCCUGGAGGUGCUGCUGUACGAUCCGCUCUACUCGUGGAACGUGCUGUCAAACAAGAAAGCAAACCGUCGGCAACAGCAAGCCUUCCUUUCGCCAUCCGGUGACGCUGAUGAGGCCGAUGGAGCGGUCGGUGGUCUGCCGAUGGAUGCGGCUAAUAUCAAUGUGACGGCCGAGCGUACGUUGAUGCAGGUGGAAGAGAAGCUGCUUGGCCAGGAGGACAACAAGUACAUCUCAGUCGAUGGGCAGGUGCAAAUGCUAAUCUUCAACGCAAUGAACAAGCGCAAUCUCUGUCAAGUGUUUGCGGGAUGGCAACCGUACCUGUGAGCAAGUGAGUGUGUGAUAAAGCCGGUGAUAGUGUUAUCUUUUA